AUGGUUAAGAUCACUCCUGUAUCCGAGAACAUCGAUGCCCGCAAGCGCGCUGCUUCUCUCCGUCCCCGUACUAUCUCCCAGCUCUUCGAGGAGUCUUUGGAUAUCUUCGGUCGUCCCAACAGGGCUUUCUACAAGACUCUGUCCAAGUUCGCUGAGGAUCCCAAGGAAAAGGCUGAGCUGGCGUUGAUCGGCAACCCCGAUGAUACCAAGGGUCGUGAUAUGUACACCAAGCUGGCUGGUGAGACUGUGACCUUCGCUGAUAUCCUCAAUAAGUACACCAGUGCUCGUCCUUCUCUUGAUCAGUUGAUCACUCUCAUCCCUUGCACUAAGCCUAGGCUCUAUUCCAUUGCUAGUUCCCCGAGGUUCGUUGGUCCUAAGGCCAUCGAGCUUGCUGUUGUGAUUGUUAACUGGACUACUGCCUCUGGUGUCCGAAGAACUGGUACUGCUACCGAUUAUAUCCAGCGUAUCGUGCCGGGUCAGAAGACUACCGCCACUAUCACUUCUGGUAGCUUCAAGUUCCCCGAGAGCCCGAUGACACCUAUGAUCAUGGCUGGCCUUGGUACUGGUCUUGCUCCCUUCCGCGCCUUCUCUCAGGAGCGUGCUUGGAUGAAGCGUCAGGGCAUCCAGACUGGUCCCAUGUGGCUCUUCUAUGGGUGCCGUCAUCAGAGUAAGGAUUACAUCUUCGGUAACGAGCUCGAUGGUUUCGUUAAGGAGGGUGCCAUCACUGAGCUUCAUCCCGCAUUCUCUCGUGACCAGAAGGAGAAGGUCUAUGUGCAGAACAAGAUCGAUGAUAACAGCUCUCGUGUCUAUGAGGAUCUCAUUAAGAAGGGUGGUUACUUCUAUCUUUGCGGACAAGCUGGUCAGGUUGAGAACGACAUCAGGAGUGCCGUCUAUCGCGCCAUUGCAAAGGGUGAGAACGUCUCGAUUGAGAAGGCUAAGGAGAUAUUCGAAGACCUUGCUGAAAACGAUCGUUAUUGCCCUGAAGUGUAUUAA
This is a messenger RNA of Perkinsus marinus ATCC 50983, 993 nucleotides long. RefSeq names its product NADPH--cytochrome P450, putative. Gene Ontology annotation, cellular component: cytosol. The record is from RefSeq and is a predicted model, not a curated record. NCBI's taxonomy places the organism in Eukaryota, Perkinsozoa, Perkinsida, Perkinsidae. Bases 1 to 993 code for a protein of 330 amino acids. Gene Ontology annotation, molecular function: sulfite reductase (NADPH) activity; flavin adenine dinucleotide binding; FMN binding. The transcript has a single exon.